Rotaria sordida is the source of this 3576-nucleotide messenger RNA. Lineage: Eukaryota; Metazoa; Rotifera; Eurotatoria; Philodinida; Philodinidae. The record is from the annotation of a GenBank genome assembly.
AUGAGUGAUAACGAAGAUAAAUCAACAACACUUGGAAAAAUAGGUUUACUGGCAAAUAAUCCAUUAGUUGCAGAUUCGAAUGAAUUACAACAAAUAGAAUCCACAACAAAUAUGAAUAAUGAUACUAGUAAAGUAACAACUAAUGAUGAUGUUGACAAUGAAGAUAAUGAAAAAAAAACGAAUGAUCUCAUCAAAGAUUUACAAUCAGAAUCAAUAACACCUGAUGAUAAUAAUUUUCUUUCUGGAAGAUUAGUUACAGCUGGUCCUUUAACUAAUGAUCAAGAUAAUAGUUCGACACCGAAUAUAAUUGAUCCAUCAGUAAAUCAUAUUAAUCAAGGUCCAAGACGAUCGAUGAGUGAAUCAGUUCUUAUUGAUCACCAUAAUCUAAUUGAACAAUCAUCACCAUUACCUAUUCAACAAGAUGCAAGUUCAAUUGAUGGUGAUGAUCUUGGUAAUCUUCAAACAGAAACAAAUAAUACUGGUAAUGAUGAUUCUACUAAUCCAAUUCAACAGGAUUUAUCAGCACAAGAACAAGAAAAUAAUACAAAUCGUACAAUGGAUAAUGAACCUUUCCAUUCAAAAACAGAAACUAUUAGUGAUAGUGAACGACCAUCAAGUGCAACGAAACAUGAUAUUCUUGAUGAAACAACACAUUUGGAUACGACGUCACCUAAGCCAUCAACAUCAAGAAUACAAUCUGCAUCUAGUAAACGAUCACAACCAAUUUUUGGUGAUGAAAAACAAGUUGAAUUACCUAAUGAAAGUGAUACCAAGACAGAUGAUAAUAAUAAAGAAGUAGAACCUAUUGUUCGACCUUUAUCACGAACUAAAUCAAGUUCAUCAACAUCUAAUGAUUUACAUAAACCAUUAACAGAUGUUGAAUUACAACGACCACAAUCACCAUUUGUUGGUGAACAAGCUCAACCAUCAUCACGUAUAACAAGUCCACAAAUAACAAAAAAUGACACAAAUAUAUUAACUAUUGAUCAAUCUUCUCCAUUGAAUGAUCAUGAUGAAGAACAAAAACAAACGUUUGAACCAUCAACAGUUACAAUUUCAUCAGCAUCAAGACGAGGAAGUACAAAUAAAAUUGAUCAACAACAAACAUCACGACCAUCAAGUGCUAUUAAAUCUAAAGUUAAUGAUAAUUCUUCGGAAUCAUCAACAACGAAAUUAAACAAUGAUUUUACAAUAACAAAUGAAGAAUUAAAAUUAAUAAAACCUGGCGAACAACUUCAAAUACCAACAAAUGAUAUUGAUAAUGAACAAGAUAAUAGUCCACCACCGUCACCAUCAGGUAUUAAACAGAUGAUAACAGCAAAUCCUGUCUUAGCAAGUAGUCUUGUUACAACAGAUCAAGAUCGUUCUCGACCAUCAAGUGAAAUAAAUCGUAGAGGUUCAGCAUCAAAUUCAAUUAGUAAUGAGAAAGUUAUUGAUGGUGAUGUUGUUGCAUCAAGAAGUCGACCAGCUAGUAAUGCAAGUCAACAGCAACAACAAACAACUAUUAUUGAUCAAAAACCAAAUUUACCUUCAAGUCGUAAAGGAAGUGCUGCAUCUGAACAACAAGUAUUAAGUAGACGAGGAAGUGUUGCAAGUCAACAGCAACAACAAACAACUAUUAUUGAUCAAAAACCGAAUUUAUCUUCAAGUCGUAAAGGAAGUACUGCAUCUGAACAACAAGUAUCAAGUAGACGAGGAAGUAUUGCUGAUGAACAAAAACCUAUUAGUCGACAAAAUUCAUCGGAUCAACAAGGAAAAACAUUAUCAAGCAAACCAUCUAGUCGAAAAACAAGUUUAAUCGAACAACAACAAGUUCCUAGCCGUCGACAAAGUCAACAACAAUCAGUUACAGAUCGAGAUAAACAAUUAUCUAGUUUUCGUCGCGCAAGUUCUACAAAACAAGAACCAACAGUUACUAAUAAUGAUACAAAAGACAAUCGUCGUUCAUCAACAGCUAUUGAUGUUCCUCUUCGAGCAUCACCUAAACAAAAACAAGAACGUAUUUCAUCAAAUGAUAAACGGCAAUUAUCAUCACCAAAACAUUCUGGACAACAAUCAAUAACAACAGAUCAAACUACAAUUACUCCGAUAACAAUGGAUUCAAAACAAUCUCAACAACAAAGUGAAAAACGUUCAUCAAUUAUAGAUUCUGAUUAUGAACAGUUAAAUACUUCAAAAUUACCACGAGUUAGUUCAGCAUCACAACAAGAUCAAUCUGAUCAUUCUGAAAUUAAGCAAUUAUCAUCAUCAACUACAACAACACCUAGAGAAAAUAAUCAAACAUCACAAUUGAUUAAACAAGUUCAUGUUCCAUCACUUCAAAUAACUGAUGAUGAAACUCCAUUACCAAGACCACUAUCACCAAAUGCUGAACAAAUUGCUGAACAUAAUCAAAGUUCAAUAAAAAAUAAAAAACAAAAUACUAAUGAACAAAAAAAGGAAAAACAACAUCGAAGUAAUAGUGCGGAAUCACUUAAUUAUAUUCCACUUGUUGAUGAUAAAUCAAUUGAUUCAACAUCAGAUGUUAAUACAGAAGAUGGACAACAAAAACGACGACGUAUUAGAUCGAAAAAAAAAGAUGUUGAAACUAAUACAGAUCACAAAAUAGAUUUAAAAAAACAACAAGAAUCAAUUUCUCAAAAACCUGUAAAAGCAACGAAACCAAUAUCGAAUAAUCUUCAAAGCACAAAUCGUCGUCGUUCAACAACAAAAGAACGAACAUCAACAUCAACACUUGAUACAGAACUUGAUUCCGGUAGACAUAUUGUUCCACGUUCAGUUAAAAAAUCUGAUAGUGAUAUUGAACCAGUUAAUGUUAAUUUAACUGUUCUUGUUAAAAAUUUAACUGAUCAAGAUAAUAGUGAAACGUCUCAAACAACACCUAAAGAAAAACCACAAAAGAAACAAAAUAUAAUUAAAUCAUCGACCGAUUAUGAUCGUCAUACACAAUCGGAUACGGAACAAAUUAUAAGUGAAAAACAAAAAAAACAUCGUCGACCUAAACGUAUAUCACGUACAACACAAACAUAUGAAUGUGUUUUUCGACGUAUGGAACGUGAACAACACGAAGAAUUACGUCCAACAAAUGAUACAGAUAAAAAUAUUCAAACACGAAAAUCACAAUUAUGUCCAAAACCAAAAUCACCAAGAAAACAUUAUCCAGCUUAUCUAUCAACUGAUGCAUUCAAAAUUGAAGAAAUUUUACCAAAACAAUUUCCUCAAGUUCAACGUAGUACAUCAAAAACAUCAAUGGUUGCUCGAAGUAUUUCACCACAAAGUGGUAAAUUAUUAAUUCUUCGUCCAACACUUCCUUUUCAUCAUACUGAUGCUGUUAAUGUACAACGUGUAUGUCUUCAAUAUGCUAUUGAUUUAAUUCCUAAUGAAAACAAGUUAAAUGAUUCACCAUAUGCUCAACGACAUAAAUCAAAUGCUCUUAAACAAUCUGAACACACAACUAAUUUACCUAUGAUACGUUCAUCGUCACCAGCAACAAAUAAAUCAAAUACUAAAGAUAAACCAACUUCGAAUAGAACUGAAGAUCGUAGUCAACAACGUAAAAAUGAUGGUGCUGUUUAA